CAGUCAGUUGGCGAAUGCUCACCAAAGCGGUCGGUCGUGUUUGCGCUUCGGAAAAUAAAAUCCACUUGGCGUCUAACGGUGAUGCAACACAUACAUAGAUGUAUAUGAGCGUGUGUGCGUGCGCUUGCGUGGAAAUCGUGUCAUAACAGUAGUUUGUGUGGGUGAAGUAAACGAAGGCGAAAUUCACACUCCCCCAUCGUGCAACAGCUGUCUGGGUCAUUGGCCGCCAGCGACACGGCACUUGUGGCCAACUAACCCGACUAACUUUACAUAUAUUGAUUUUUGUGAGUGAAGUGAAAUUUUGGCGCCAGUAAAAGUGCAUGGUUUUCGUUUUAAGAAAUUUGGUAGAGCAAAUCGAUACAGCGACGUGCUGUUACGGCGAAUGGAGUUGGAUGCUCGGAAGUGGCAUGUAGCGGGAGCCCGUCCAACGUGCAAUUGUGAUUGACGUAGCGUGACGUGCGUAGUGAAUUUAAGUCCACACUUUGCUGCAGUGAUAUCGCUAUAAUUGUGACUGCAGCUACACAUACAUACGCUAGUGCUUACGCUGAGCUGCGAUAACAUUGCGCUGUUUUCACAAAAUUAAUCAUAAUAAUAUACAUAUAUUAAGCUAUGAAUAUGCAUGCAUUAACUAAUACGCCAUUUGCUUGCCACUUAACGCAUUGCUAACAAUAACAGAAAAUAUAGCGAAAUUACGAGUACGCUAAUAAGUCCGUGCAACAGCUUAGCACACUCAGUAUGUGCUUGUACAUGAGUGUGCCGCGUUGGAUUAGCCUGGAACGUUUCGCCGGUGCGGUCUACGAUAGCGCCUCACAUCUCAUUGAAGUGUCGGUGGUGUUAUUUCUACUCAGCUGUCAUAGCGAUAAAUCGGCCUCAGCUACACGUGGUAAGAGUGUUGAUGCACUGACAGCAACCGCUGCUGUCAGCGCCACUCGUGCUGCUUCUAGUGACUCCACUGAAGCUGUCAUCGUUGGCGGCGAUUCAAGAUUGUCGGUUGUGUUGUGUGCGGGUGAUAUUGCCGACAAGCUGAGGGCAACAAAAGUGUCAGCACCCACAAUUAGCCACACAGUUGUGCUAGAGCAACCGAGAGUGUAGUGUUGGAGAAGCUGUGUGCAGUGCUUAUGAACUUCUUGGCGGAUAUUUUUGUGAACAUUUAAAGUGAAGUUAAACUUAAAGGCAAGCGAAACAACAAAAACGAAGUUUUAUGUCGAGAAUAAAAUUCGGAAGCUCUUAUAGCAAAGAAUAUAGUGUGAAAGUGGUAAAACCAUAGAGAAAUUUGCUCGAGCGCUGUGUGUUAAAAUGCAGUGAAUAUCGGAAGUAUUUUCAAACGCUUGUGAUAUGCUAAAAAUGCAACAAAUGUGAGCAUAUUUUUAUAUUCAAUGAAGCCAAUAUUUAAAAUUCAGAAAAUAAGUCAAAGAAUAUAAUAGUGAUAAAAAGUAUAUGAUAUAUUUUUUUAAAAAGCCAGCAAACAAUAAAAUAUAAUAAUAAAUAAUAAAAAUCUAGUAUAUAAUAAGUGUAACCUGUGUGAUAAAAUUUUCUAAGCUGUUUAUAGGAUUAAUUGGCAGCUGUGAGUUUAUUUACCUUUGCAAAAAUUCUUUCACCGAUCGCUUCGAAAAAGCAAUUCAAAACGAGACUGAAAAAGUGCCACAAAGUUAAACUGCGGCAACAGCACACCUUCCAAAGUCAAGCCAUAAAACAACAACAAAAGCAUUACAAUAAAAAUUGAACGAAUUGUGUCGAAGCUGGAAAACGAAUUUAGUUCGCGAAAAUGUUUCUGGCAAUAAAUCAAAUGAAUGGGCAAGCAGCCAAAAGACGCAAAAAGGAGAACAAAAGGCGCGCGGCGGCUGCAGUUGUUACUAAAGUUGCUGACAACGGGGCAGAGGCUAUACACGGUGGCAAUGUAACAAUGCCGAAAGGUGGAAUACAAGCGGAAGCAGAGAUGAAAGCAGCGGCGACAAUACCAGCAACACAACCGGCACCGCUAUCGUCAGUUGAUGCAACAGCAUCGACCGCUAGCUCAACGUCCAGUUCGACGGCCAAUCUCAUUGACGAUAUGUUGCUCGAUUUUGUAGCCAACAACACGACAAUAACUGCCACAGCUGAGAAAACCAAAAUUGCAACAAAGCUCGCGGCAGAGGAAUUGCAAUCGACGGCGAAAUGUAAAAAAUGCCAACACGCGCUUUUAAAUGUUGAAUGCCGCCAGCUACAUUCGAAGGCCUCCACGCUUUCAACGUCCCACUCUGGCUGCUGCUGUGAAUGCGAUUGUGUGAAUAAAAGUGUAUACAGUUCUGCAAUGGCGACAGCACCUACCUUCACACCCAAGUUUAACCCGCGCACGCCUUCAACGUCAACGCUACAUGCGCCGCCACCCACUUCAUUGUAUGCGGUGUAUAUGUGCCUAGGCACGCUCGCUCUGGCCGUGGCCACUCUGUCGGUGCUCUUCUACUCGCAUCUGCACUCCGUCGGCAGCAAUAAUAGUGCGAGAAUCAAUAGCAAAAUGCCAAUGGCGAUGACGCCGACAGACACGAAUUUAAAUUUGGUUGUGUUCCGCGAGCAAUUUCAACGUGAAUUGCUCGCAUCGGAGCAUGUACUGCGUGGCAUAGUGUCGCAAGUACUGGACCAGCGAGAGGGAAAACAAAAAGAGCAGGCAACAAGAGGACACAAUGUCGCAUACGGUGCAGCUGAGCCGAUCCAUAGCUACCAGCAACGCGCGAUUCGAGCGACGGCAGAAAAAAAGCCAGCAACGAUGUUAGCUGACGAUGGAACGCUGGUGAGAAAUGAGCGCAAAUAUGUUGGACAUGUCAGACACGUUGCAGACACCCUAACAGCCGCGAAUGACGCAGAAACCGUUGCGGUGCAGGGAAGCGCGAGUCGCGUGGCAAGAAGAGUACGUCGUGAUAUUACUUCGGCGCCGGCUUCUAUGCAAUCUGAUCCCUUUAUCGAAUUUUUCAACCCGGAUCACCGCAAAGUGCUGGAAGAGCAGGAUAAGGAAAUACGCAAACGUACAGGACUGAAAGGAGCUGCGCCCGGCGGUGACGAGUGGAUUUACUUAAAUACCUACUGCCGAGUACCGGAAAAAAUCAUAACUGGUUUCUGCAAAGGUACCCAAGACUAUUGUCCGCCUGCGCCUCAAGGUCCUCCGGGUCCAGUCGGUCCCAAAGGUACGACCGGAUCACCAGGGCUGCCCGGAAUUCCUGGACCCAAGGGCAAUCGCGGCGAUGUUGGUCUACCAGGUCCGAGGGGAGUCGAUGGUGCGAAUGGUCCGAUUGGACCACGUGGACCGAAAGGUGAUAUUGGCAUACCCGGUCGUGCCGGUCUCGAUGGACGUGAUGGUGUGCCGGGUGAGCCCGGUUUGGAUGGUGUACCUGGGCGUGCUGGUGCCGACGGCAUACCCGGUAAAGAUGGCUUACCCGGCUUGGAUGGUCGAGAUGGACUAAAUGGCAAGGACGGCAAAGAUGGUGCAGCUGGACCGAAGGGAGCUCAGGGACCUCCAGGAGAGAGAGGAUUGAAAGGUAUUGCUGGGCCCCGCGGUCGACCAGGAAAAUCUGGAAAAGAUGGAACCCCAGGCAUACCAGGAAUUAAUGCAUGGAAAGUGCAGUUAUUAAAUGGCAGUUUCUCUAAUGACUUACUCAUCCCACCAUCAAUUGCGGACUUGAAUGCGCCGCACAUAGAACGCUUCGUAAUCGUUGAGGAGGGCAAGACUUUGAAUCUCAGCUGUGCGGCCAGCGGUAAUCCGAUGCCGCACAUUGAAUGGCGACGCGAUGACGGACGUACAAUUAAUAUUAACGGCGUCGAAAUGUCAUCGGUUAGCGGGCCUUAUUUGAAAUUCACGAACAUCACUCGACAUCAAAUGGCUGCCUACACAUGCUAUGCCGAUAACGGUCUGGUGCCAGUCGCGAAUGCUACCUUCCUCAUUCAGGUUCACUUUUCGCCAAUGAUUGCCGUGUACCGACAAAUGAUUUAUGCUGAGUACGGACAGAGUGCAACGCUCGAAUGCAUGGUAGAAGCGUUCCCUGAGGCAAUCAAGUAUUGGGAGCGUGCUUACGAUGGAAAAACUCUGGAUCCGGGCGAUAAAUACCAGAUCGAAACAUACACUGACAGCUUUAAGACAACGAUGCGUUUGACCAUCACGAAUUUGCGGAAAGACGACUUCGGCUACUACUACUGUGUGGCGCGUAAUGAAAUGAAUGCAACUAUGGUCAACUUUGAAAUUGCGCCGCAAGAUCCCAACAGCGAGAUACCAUAUGUAGGAAAGGAAAUUAAAUUCUACGGCCAGCGGCCACCGGAAAGUGAAUGUCCCAUGUGUGAGCAAUGUCCAGAUCCAAGCCUGUACCAGUGUAAGGAUUCUAUAAAUUCGAAUUUCGAAAUUCAAGCCACCGGAAAUUAUAGCUACCCUGGCCUGCCUAAGAGGCAAAAGAGUUGGUUGUUGUACGCAGUUGGUAAACCAGUGUUCCAUAAGUCAGUUAAUGAGAUGUACGGUUGCUGGUUAAAAGAUCCAGUUAGUUCAGCGGACAUUGACCAUGAAAAAACCUACGUCACCGAAGAGAAUGACACACAUAACUUGUAUGAAUAUCCCACGAAGUUGAAGUACCGCAUGAAUUUGUCGCCACGUCGGAAGUACAACAUUCCAGAGGGUUUUCAAGGCAAUGCGCAUGUCGUCUAUAACGGGUCGUUCUACUACAAUCAAUUCAAUACCGAUCUGGUCGUUAAAUUGGACUUGGCAACAAUGAAGAAAAUAAUAACACCGUUGCCAUAUGCCGGCACUGCUGUUGGCAAUCGACUUUAUUCCACUGACCACAAUUACAUGGACUUCAACGUGGAUGAGGUUGGUCUGUGGGUGAUCUACAGCACUUACGACUCCAACAAUACGCUGGUGGCCAAGCUCGACGCUGACACCCUGAAGAUGCAGUAUAAUUUCAACAUCACUCUGGAUCAUCGCAAAUUCGGUGAAAUGUUCAUCGUCUGUGGCCAUUUGUAUGCAAUCGACUCGUGUACGGAAACAAAUUCGCAUAUACGCUAUGUCGUCGAUUUGUAUAAUGGAAAAUUGCUAAAUGUCGACCUGCCGUUCUCGAAUCCGUUCCGCAAGACAACCACUGUGGGAUAUAAUCCACUCACUGUGGAAUUGUACUCCUGGGACAAAGGAAACGCACUCACAUAUCCCAUUCGUUAUCGCGAGCCUAGUCUCAUCAGUGACCGUACAUAAAUAACGGAAUGAGUGACAUUCCAUUCAACGGCGUGAACAUGUAAAAAUACAAUCCAACGGAAUAAUAAAUUAUAGUAACACUCGUAUAUAUAUAUAAAUAUCUAUAUGUAUAUAUAUACUUAAGCGGCGCAACUGACGGCUCCAAGGGAUUUAAAAUUGCCGCAUUAAUUAUUAAGCAUUAAAAUGUGUAAUUUGUAGGAGAUAAAUAAAUAAAGAGCACUAGAGUAUUUGUUUUGUAUAACUAAAACUAAUUGUAAGUUCUAAAAUAUGCAACAGUAGCGACUAAUUCCUAAAUGGAGCGGGAUUAAUUAUUUAACAUUCAUGAUGAUUUAACUGUGCAAAGUUUAUAUGGAAAAGCUAGGAAUGUGGAAUUAGUAAAUUGAUUAAAUAGCGAACGAGUAAAAUAGAAAAAUUAGCAUUAAUAAUUAAUAAGUAAAUAAUAUUAAACUAAAAGUAAGUACAUAUAUUGAGAUACAUACAUAUGUACAUCUAUGUACACAUUGUGUGUGUGUGCUAAAUCUGUAUUUUUGUGUAAUAAAUCAUUAGUGAAGGCAACCACAAAGAAUUUAUAAUAAAUUGUAUAAAACGCAUUUGAAAAA
Bactrocera oleae (olive fruit fly) is the source of this 5799-nucleotide messenger RNA. RefSeq lists its product as uncharacterized. Gene Ontology annotation, biological process: signal transduction. The record is from RefSeq and is a predicted model, not a curated record. Lineage: Eukaryota; Metazoa; Arthropoda; Insecta; Diptera; Tephritidae.